Molecule: messenger RNA, 1947 nt
Organism: Helobdella robusta
Lineage: Eukaryota; Metazoa; Annelida; Clitellata; Rhynchobdellida; Glossiphoniidae
Exons: 4
Coding region: 1-1947 (648 amino acids)
Source: RefSeq, a predicted model, not a curated record
AUGGAUCUGGCCUGCAUGCAGGAUGCCUUCACCUCGCUGGUUAGGAAUGGUGAUCCUCAACAUCUUGGUCAGUUCUUCCUCUGGCUAGACUUGAAAGUUUCACAGUAUAAAAUUCAUGGAAGAUUUUCACCAGACAAAUACAACAGUCCAAAAAAAGUGUGGCUAGAAAAAGUUACAAAAAAGUUAUUUGAUAGUCAAAACGAGCAGUUGCCAACAAUCAAUGAAAAUGUAAGCUCCACGAUUCAACCUACAAAACUUGUUCCAGUGACCCCAGAAGAAAAACCAACGAUACAAAAAGUAAUCAAUGAUAUCCCAGUAACUCCAGUUAGAGAAAAAAAAAGUCCUUUUGAAAUGGCCAAACCCUUAUCUUAUUCAGAGUCAAAGUUAUCGACUUAUCAACUGAAUUGGGAGAAUUUUAAUGUAAGCGCUCUGUUUGGAGGUGGCAUGGGACCAGUUUUUAGUUUACACGAUCCAAGAUUGCCUAUUAAUUUUUUUCCUAACUUGCAUCAGGAUGUGCCUAAUGAACCACUAGACUUUUCAAAUAAUAAUGAUAAAAGCAUUUCUACACACCUUGAGGUCAAGCACAGCAAAAGAUCUGUUGUUGAUUGUAAAGUUUCAGAUCUCAAAGUGAGAGACAUGAAUUACAGCAGCUUGCAUAGUGGAUACCACAACAAUACCAUCAACAACAACAAUGGUAGCUGUAAUAAUAAUUCUAGUCACAAUAGCACCAAUCAAAGCAGACUUAGUGCCAAUAAAAUGACCACAGUAAACAACAAUCCAAUCUCUUCUCCGAGCAAACAACAACAACAGCACCACCAACAACAACAACAUCAUAACAGCAAAGAAACAGUGAAAUCAUUACUGAGGGAGGUACUUAGCAGACCUAGAGAACCAUUCAGUCCACAAUCUCUACCCCCUCCUAUCAUCAUUGCUCCUGAAAAUCCACUCAUCACUGCCAACCAACCAAUCAACGAUGAUGAAAUUUCACCAAAUACUGUUGUUGUGAUGCCAGAAGAUCCGCCGGAUAGCAGACAGCCAUGUCUGAAAGAGGAAGAAAAACAGUUCUGCACCAUCUGCCAGAAGCCAUUCAAUUAUAGAUCCAGUUAUAGAAGGCAUAUGAAGAUACAUGAUGGCAUAUUCAGCCAUGAAUGUUUCGUAUGUCGACGCAAGUUCACGCGUAAGGAGCACUACAAACGCCACAAAUGCAGCAGGAAGGCCAACAAACCAAACAGAGGCAUGAACCUGCACGAUGUCAGCAUGAACUCUGAACCCGACGCCUCAUCCAACUACACUGAUUUCAAACCUAACUCGUUCUCAACUCCAACCAAAUCUCGUAAAGGUAACAAAGUCGAUGGCCUAGAUGGCAAUAAAUCUGCUACUAAAAAUAAUUCUAAGAAGAAUGUUGUCAGCAGUCCCAAUGCUUUUAACAAUAACAUUCAUAAUAGCGUCAACAACAUGGCAAAAAAUAUAAGUUCUUCUGAUGUAUUACACCUGGCUUUCAUGAAUGCUAGUCAAGCUGACCACUUAACUCUAAAAAAUUUGCCUGACGGUAGUCAAAAACAUUCAACAGUUAGUAGAAAACAGAUGAAAAGUAGCCAUCUUAAUGCACCUGAACAUAGCACUGAUAACAACAAUGGUACUGAUUUUAGUAGUAGCAAAUUCUGCGGUAAUUUCGGUGGCAAUAUUCAUGAUUUCUAUCUAAGUAACUUACACGGUGCUAUGAGUCAUCGUCAUCAGUCUCCAGGUAAAAAUUUAAAAAAUACAGAUUUCAAUGCAAUAACCAAUCAUUCUAUUCUCAUCUCAUCCAAUGCAUUAACACCUGGACUCAAUCUUAAUGGCUUUGGCUAUUGUAACAACAACAACAACGAAUGCGACGGUUCCGAAUCCGGAUUCGGAUUCGGAUCCGAAUCCAGGGAUUCGGAAAAGAUUCGGAUCCGCGGAUCCUAA